AUGUCUGAUUUUGAAGUUCAAAUCCCUAGUGCCUUCGAUCCUUUUGCCGAUGCAAAAGCUGAAGACUCGGGUGCAGGGUCUAAAGAGUAUGUGCAUAUUCGCAUACAACAAAGAAAUGGUAGGAAAAGCUUGACGACUGUGCAGGGUUUGAAGAAGGAAUUUAGCUACAAUAAAAUCCUCAAGGACCUGAAGAAGGAAUUUUGCUGCAAUGGCACUGUUGUUCAGGACCCUGAACUAGGCCAGGUUAUUCAACUCCAAGGUGACCAGAGAAAGAAUGUAUCAACAUUCCUGGUUCAGGCUGGCAUCGUGAAGAAAGAACACAUCAAGAUUCAUGGUUUCUAA
Striga hermonthica is the source of this 342-nucleotide messenger RNA. Lineage: Eukaryota; Viridiplantae; Streptophyta; Magnoliopsida; Lamiales; Orobanchaceae. The record is from the annotation of a GenBank genome assembly.